GGAGACUGGCUUCUUCUGGGUGAGGGCGAGGGGCUCCCGGAAUGCCCAGGAGGGCUGGGCGAGAGGUCAGGCCUCCUUCCUGAUGAAACCCGGGCCGGCCCUGAAGCCCAGCUCCCCCCGCAGCUGGACAUUUAUGGAAAAUAGGCGCAGGGCGGGCUGGAGGGCACUGGGUCCGCUCUGUGCCCAGCCCGGCGAAGGCAUGGACCGACCUCAUUGCAGGGCAGUGGCUGUGGGUGGCACGCCUCACCUCUCCUCUAGCGACGGCUCUGCUGGAGGGUCCGUGUCACGGACAAGCCUGCCUGCCGCCCCUGGCCGAGUUACCGAGAAGGAAGUCCAGCAGUGGUACAAGGGCUUCAUCAAGGACUGCCCCAGCGGGCAGCUGGACGCGGCGGGCUUCCAGAAGAUCUACAAGCAGUUCUUCCCAUUUGGGGACCCCACCAAGUUUGCCACAUUUGUUUUCAAUGUCUUUGAUGAGAACAAGGACGGGCGGAUCGAGUUCUCCGAGUUCAUCCAGGCGCUGUCGGUGACCUCGAGGGGAACCCUGGAUGAGAAGCUGCGGUGGGCCUUCAAGCUCUACGACUUGGACAACGACGGCUACAUCACCAGGAACGAGAUGCUGGACAUUGUGGACGCCAUUUACCAGAUGGUGGGGAACACCGUAGAGCUCCCUGAGGAGGAGAACACCCCAGAGAAGAGGGUGGACCGGAUCUUCGCCAUGAUGGACAAGAACGCCGAUGGGAAGCUGACGCUGCAGGAGUUCCAGGAAGGAUCCAAGGCGGACCCGUCCAUCGUGCAGGCGCUGUCCCUCUAUGAUGGGCUGGUAUAGUCCAAGGCCCAGAGCUGGGAUGCCUGGGAACCACUCACCUCCUCCCGUGCCAUGAGGCCACGUCCGCCCUGACUCCCCCGCCCCCGACUCCCGUGUCCACCAAGCCUUCCUCCGCAUCCACGCCCAGCCGAGCUGCCCUGGAAUCGCGAGGCCGGCUCCCCCCUGCCCCGCACCCACCCGCCGCCUGAAGCCGCCGGCUCCGAUCGCCAACAACCUCCGCUUGUCCAGAAAACGAGCCCACGGAUGGGAAAGGCCCCGGCCCUCUGCAGAACCCAGGACUCGUCCGCUUUGCAGGCGGGGCCUCGGUCUCGCCUGCUCUCCUUGCGUGUGUGCUUUUGUGUUUUUGUUUUUUUUUUCUAUUUCAAACAGACACUGAAAAAGAAAAAAAACAAAACUACCUUCUGUUCUAGAAGAUUCCGACUGACAGAUGGGGAGAAUGCCUUGGGGACGUCGGAGAACCCUGCCUCCCACCUUGACCUUUGAAGCCAGAGAGGCCGCGGGGAAGCUCCGGGCGUGGGGGUUAACGUGAUGUUGCCGCCCCCUCUUCCUCGGGCAGCAAAACCGCCUGCUUGGCUAGGAUGAUUAAUUACGAUGAUGCUGAUUUUCUGUGAUAACAGUAUUGUGCUUUUGGUGGGGAAAGUGAGGUUUUUUUUUAUAUAUAUAUAUACAUAUAUAAUUGAUAUCUUUUAUUUAUUGGUUGUUAACUGUUGCUGCUGCCUCUGUGUGUCCAACGGUCCCAGGGAUGCGGGGCCCACCGUUUACAUGUGCACGCCCCUCACCCACCUGCCGACACUCUUAGGAGGAUGGUGGCCUGCAGCGGCCAAGAAGCCAAAAAUCUUUUUUUUUUUUUAAAUUUAAAAUUUUAGAUACUGUGCUUGCUUGAUGUUUGGAGAGGGGAAAGGUGGGCUUCUUCAAUGGCUAAUGCACUGUUCCCUCUGCCCGAAUGCCUCCUCUCUGGAUCUCUAUUCUCUGCUCCCAGUUCACACCUCUCUUUGUCCUGUAUCCUCCUGGGGGUCCAUCCCAUCUUUUCUGAGGAUGGACAGGGGACAGCUUUGAGCUUCUCGGUUCUCGCUUUGGUGUUUGCAGCCGCGAGGUUUGUGCUGAGACUGAGAGACAGGAAGGCGGGCGGCGGGGAUGGACCAGGAAGCUAGGAGAGGUGAAGAGGGAGUGAGCCAACGUUUAAGGGCUUUGAGAAUUGCCGAUCACUCUGCUUUCCUGCCUUCCUGCCUGCCUCGUCCAGAGGAACACGGUACCCUUCCCUCCUUUAGCUCAAAAGCCAGGAAGGGUGGAGGGGGGCGGGGAGAGAAGGGAGAAGCCAGGAAGGAUGGGGAGAGAUGAGCUGCAGGCAGUCCCAUUCAGGUGGCCUCUCCGGCUGUGACCUGCCUGAGCUCGUGGAACUUUCUAGCUCUGCCUGCCACUGAGACAGAGCAGCCCCAGAGUCAGAUGACCUUGGAGCAGAGGCUGGGAGCCCGAGGCUGGCUCUGUGAUCGCGGGCACCCCCUUGCCCUCUCUGGGCCCCAGCUUCCGCCGCUGUUGCAGACCCAGGAGGCCUGGGCUGGAGGCUCUGAAGGCUUUUCUCUGUCCCUGCCGACGCUGUCUAAUUCUAAGCCCGGGUCUCCUGCUGUUGGUGACUCUGUGGUCUGUGGCUAAGUUUCCAGACCCCAGCAGACACGGGGACUGUCUGAGCCUCCAUCUCGUCUCUUGGCACAUGUCUUCAGGGACACGGCAGCCCGUGGUGGCGUUGCGUGGGGUCCGAUGACACACCUUGUCCCUCCCCGCAGUAUCCUGGUCCUCCUGGGCUCCUGAGCCAGCUUCCAGGCUCAGAAUUUGUCCUCCCCCAGGGAAGGCUUCGGGGGCCAGAAGCAGCCUCCCAGCCUGUGGUAGGGCCAGGCUGGCGUCUAGAAUCCUGCCUUCUUUUUUGCACAGUCAGCAGCCGACCCCCUCCCUGCUUAUCCCGGCCCCGGGAGACGAGGAGCUGGCACUCAGCCCCCACUGGGAAUCGCCCUCACCGUCUACUUUGCACUUUCCCAGGAGGCCAGAGAUUCCCUUGCUCCUUAGCCCUCAGCCACCAGACGCUCUGUCAGAGAGCGGCUCUGCCAGCGUGGGCCUUGCGCGUCCACUCCUUGGGCUGGACCACUCAGCCAGCUCCCCCCUCUCCCUCCUGACGUUCGCGGACCCUCUGCCUCCCCUGGAAGCCCCCCAGACAGACCCUGCAUGAGUGGGAUCAGUAGUUUUGUUUUCAUGGGGGACUUUGAAACCUGGGCCCUUUGGGGCCCCUGCAGUCCCCUUCCUGCUCAGGCCACUGGCCCAGGAGGCCCCGGGACCCAUCACAAAUCCUGCAGUUCUUCAUCCUGGCUCUGACCUGGGGGCCUAGGGUGGGAGGUGAGCUUGGUGACUUGGGACUGGAGGUCAGAUGACUUCUGAGACUCAAUCUGUGUCUCUGGUCCAGGGGUCAGGAGUGGUUGUGCAGCUGUCCCGGGGGCAUCAUGGAAAGGGCUUGUGGCUGAGAAUUCUCCAGGGUUCAGCAUGUAGGUCCCAUCAGCUGAGGCAUUGAUUCCCAGGUGUCUGGGGAGAGCUGAGUGCCAGGCUUUCCUCCCACCUUCUCGCCUUUGGCCUUUUGGUUUGGAGCCACAGGUGUGGCUUAGCAGGAGGUACUGUGGACCCGUGCCCCAGGUACACCUUGGGUCCUUGCCCGGAGACUGUCCAGAGCAUGCUGGACACUGGCCAUUUUUUGCCAGAGGUUGUGGACAGCGACAAGCCUGUCCCCUCCUCUGACCAGGCCUCCAGCCUCGGCACCCUGGAACCCUGAGCAGUCCAUGGGCCUCUCUCCCUGCCACCGCUUCCCACCCGAGGCCCAACCCCAUCAGCUGCUGCUCUCCAGGGCUUCCAGGCCAGCUGGAAGCCAGGCUCUUAGCCUCCCCCACCCCCUGACCCCGCUCCCCAGCCCAGGAGCAGGAAUCAGCCUCGGGCAGCACACCUGCAGCAGCCCUGGCUCCUUCCUCACGAUGUCCGCUCCCUGCUCCGCGUUGAUGGUACUUAGGAAAACCUCAUGCGUUUCCAGUAUUCAACCAAGCAAUGUUUAGAGUAACGUCAAGGCAAACAUGUGUCCUCUCCAUCCCCUGAAGUGCUUUUCAUUUUGACAGACACUUCCUAGAUGACAGAUGCACCUGGGCUUUCGGGGACAUUGUCUCUUCUCUUGGGGUUUGGGGGGUGGUGGUGGGUUGGAGUCCUGGGUGUCCUGGGAAGUGGCAGCUUCACUGUUCAAGCGCAAGCUACCCGGUUCCCAGUGGUUUCAGCUUCUAAGUAUUGAAGGGAAUGCUGGGAGCGCCCCCUGGUGGUGAUGAGCAGUAAAGACAUUUGGGGGACUUGCUCAGCCAAAUAGAUGGUUUGAGAAGGAGGCUGCAGAUGGGGAUUUGAGGAGGGGGGCCAAGAUCUCACCCAGGCCCUGGGCUUCCAGCCCCACCUCAUUGGCAGCGUGUGUCCCACACGCCCCUCUUCUAGGACCACCCCAGGGGUAGCAAGUGAAUUAGCAUAAGGGCACUGUGAUGGGAAGCCUUGCCCCCCACCCCCCUCUUUUUUAAUAUCUGCGGAAUAAACCCAAUGGUUGAUUUUUGAAUGAAUAAAAAGGCUUUUGUUGAAUAAA
Messenger RNA from Cervus elaphus (red deer), 4469 nucleotides. It is a transcript of the gene NCS1, whose product is annotated as neuronal calcium sensor 1. Bases 83 to 826 code for a protein of 247 amino acids. Lineage: Eukaryota; Metazoa; Chordata; Mammalia; Artiodactyla; Cervidae. The transcript has 8 exons. The record is from RefSeq and is a predicted model, not a curated record. Gene Ontology annotation, molecular function: calcium sensitive guanylate cyclase activator activity; calcium ion binding.